Naegleria lovaniensis is the source of this 612-nucleotide messenger RNA. RefSeq lists its product as uncharacterized. Bases 1 to 612 code for a protein of 203 amino acids. Lineage: Eukaryota; Heterolobosea; Eutetramitea; Acrasida; Naegleriidae. The transcript has a single exon. The record is from RefSeq and is a predicted model, not a curated record.
AUGAAAGCAUUGAAUAUGAAGCCCUAUUAUCCUCCAAAUCAAGAAGAAAGAAACAAUUGUGGAAUUCAAAACACAGAACAAAUGUAUACUUUUCCACCGAAGCAUGACGCAAGCACUGAUUCCUUUCAUGAUCAUUUAAACAGCAGCGACGAUGGUGGAGACUCUCAUACGUCGUCGGUCGAUAGUGUGAGUUCAUCUUCACCUCCAAUUAGUACUUGCAAUGAGUAUUGCAAAUGUUCCUUAAUGGAUGGCAUGUUUAGUCCUCCCAAAAAUAAAUUAAAGAAAACUGCAAAUCAUAUAUUCAAAGGAAAUAUAGCAGCAGUUACAACCUCCAUGGACACACAGAAGCGAGAGAUAAAGUUCUUUGACAUUAAGAAGAAGGUACGAAAGAAGGUGAGAAGAGUCGAUCAAUUGAUGCCGUACGAAACAAUUCUUCGCUUUGAAACAGUGCCAGUGGACUCUAGAACAAACAUGAAUACUUCCAAGAGUAAUCUUACCAACAACAAUGUUCCUCUUGCCCCAAUGAUCCAUGAGAGCUCUCCACCCGAAACGACAAAGACCAGUCGAAGGCCACCGAGAUAUUCCAUCUCAAUACAAGAGUUAUUGAAUUAA